AUGGCGAGUAAAAUAGAUGAAGCUGAAGAGCUGGUACAAAAGGCCCAGAAAUGUUUGAAGACGUCUUUUUUGAAACGAUCGCCUGAUAUUGACAGCGCAUUGGAAUAUUACGGCAGGGCUGCAGUAAUUUAUCGGAACGCAAGGAUGCUCCAAGAAUCGGCCGAUAUUUACAUGCAGAUUGCCGACCUUCAUGGGAAAAAACAGUCCUUUUUCCAUUGCGCCAAAGCCUACGAAACAGCAUCUCUAUUGUUUCGUGACAUUGGGAAUUUUGAUAAAGUGGUUGAAUGCAUUAAAACUGCUGGACAACUUUUAAGACAAAGUGGUGUUCCUGAUUCUGCAUCAAUUCUCUACUCUAAAGGUGCAAAAGUAUUGGAAGGAAGUAUGCCUGAGGAAUCAGCCCGAUUUUACGAGUGUGCAGCAGAUACAUCUGAGUUAGAGGAAAAGUACCUGCAAGCGGCGGACUUUGCCGGCCAGUCAGCUCGCCUGUGGACGCGUCUGCGACGAUUCAACGAGGCUGACCGUCUCCUGCGCUACCAGAUGCGUCUCACUUCUCUCGGUGCCAGCAGAGAGAACGUCUACACUACCUACCAGGCCUGUGGAAAGGCGGUCGUUGCCUUGGUGAUCCUGAAACUUGUUCAAGAGGACUCAGUAGCUGCGGGGAAGGUUUAUGAGGAAGCUGUGAGACAGUAUCACUUCGAUGAGACUGAUGAUGCAGCGGCGGUGGCGAAACUGCUCCAGGCCUGCGAACCCUAUGACUCUAACGCGGUGGCUAAGGUGAUCACCUUGCCGACUUUUCGAAAUCUGGAAACGGAGUUUGCACGUUUGGCUCGGUCGAUCAAAUCCUGUGAAGGCUUUGGAGAUCGAGCGUUGUCUGCUGCUCCGGCCAACGAAGAUGAAUCCGAAGAUAUUUGUUGA
Echinococcus granulosus is the source of this 915-nucleotide messenger RNA. Its product is annotated as Gamma-soluble NSF attachment protein. Gene Ontology annotation, biological process: intracellular protein transport. The transcript has 7 exons. Gene Ontology annotation, molecular function: soluble NSF attachment protein activity; syntaxin binding. Lineage: Eukaryota; Metazoa; Platyhelminthes; Cestoda; Cyclophyllidea; Taeniidae. Gene Ontology annotation, cellular component: SNARE complex; vacuolar membrane. The record is from RefSeq and is a predicted model, not a curated record. The coding region runs from base 1 to 915 and encodes 304 amino acids.